Molecule: messenger RNA, 22378 nt
Organism: Microcebus murinus (gray mouse lemur)
Lineage: Eukaryota; Metazoa; Chordata; Mammalia; Primates; Cheirogaleidae
Gene: PDZD2
Product: PDZ domain containing 2
Molecular function (GO): protein binding
Source: RefSeq, a predicted model, not a curated record
CUCCCAGAGUGCUAGGAUUAUAGGUCUGAGCCACUGCGCCCACCUCUCUUUCCUUCUUAACUAGCCCACCCAGGUCUCCAUCAGAUCAUAUGUGCUAUCCUGGUUCCCUCUCUGUGUCUCCUCCACAGUGCUCCCAUGUGUAAAUUGGGGUAGCAGGGUUAUAGUUCCCCUUCAUACCAUUUCCCCCCAGACAUGCUUUUAUAAAUGAGUUAAGCUCCACACUCCACGGGGUGAUGUUAGGUGGGCCCUUUGCACAGUGCCAUUUGUAAACAGCAUGGUUUUUAAAGAUUGAGAUGAAACCUGGAGAGGAAGCUGGUUUUUUCAUCUUCGAGAAAAUUAUUUGAGGCUUUAUCUAGUCCUUUGCUUUUCUCAACUAGGAGCUUCUCCAGCCGAUGGAGAGCAGAGGUGGACCAGCUCAGAGCUGAGGCUGGAGUCCUACAGUUGCUUUUCUGGAGGGUUUCUUAGAGUUGGAGAGCAUGGAGUAAUUAGGAAGAGGAAUCUGAUCCUUGAGGUCGUUGUGGAAGAAUUGGAGGAGCAACAUACCACCUGCUCCGUGUUUCCUUAAUGUGGUUCAUUGGCUUGUAAAGAGGAGACAUUUUGAUACAUCACCAUAAGAGAGCAAGUCAAGGUGAAGCCCUCCAUUGGAUGGUAAUUGCUUGGGAAGGGAAGAAGGGUCAAAGUGGUUGAACUUAAUGAUGCGAGAAGAGUGAUCAUGGGAAGAGAAUUAUAAAUCGAGCGAGAAAGGUUAGGCAAAGGUGAGGGACUUCAAGACAGCUAUAAAGAAAAUGAUUAAAAACGUAUCCUUGUAAGAAGAUGUCCAUCAGAGUAAGAAACAGAGACCACAAAGGAUAUCUUCAGAGUCCCAAUUCUUAAAACCGUGUAUAUGUUUUGUUUUCUGUAUAAUUAUUCACCUACUAAUAAGCAUAGAAGUGAUUUUUAUAAAGACCAAGUAACAAGUGCAAAUUAAGGUUGUCAGAUUUAGCAAAUGAAAAAUUCCAUGUGAUAUUUGGGACCUAUUUAGAGUGAAAAAUUAUUCAUUUUUCAUCUGUAAUUCAAAUUUAGCUGGGUCUCCUGAAUUUUAUCUGGCAACAUUAGUAUAAACCUAUGCAAGGAAGGGAACCAGCCCCUGCUUGAUGAAGGAACAGCCUCUGGGAUACUACGCAGCUUUAACUCUCCUUAUAGAAGACCCUUCUCAGUAACAGUCCUCAUUAUUAUAAAACCAUCUGGAGGGCUGGGUGUGGACCUAGAGGUGGGUAAAGGCUGCAGCAGAUUUUCUGCUUCUAAGUUCAUGUUGCCAAAUGCCCAGUUCUCAGAGGUCAAUGUGGAAGACUUCUGUGGGCUGGAACAUGUUUCUUUGAUUGGUCCAGGGAACAGGGCAAGAGGAGGAUGGAGCAGGUACAGGCAAUGAGGUAGAGAAAAAGACAUGCAUCUAUAAUGCCCUGGUAUUUUGUCUUUGAAGAGAAAACAUGGAGAAAACAUCAAGUCAUACGAAAUUGACAGGAGCAUGUAUUAAUGGGAUUAGGAUUGGAUAAGAUUCUGUGUCAGGUCAGCCGGAGUUCACGAAUGCUUCUUGCAGAUGCGGGGACUGUUUUCUACUUAAUAAUGAAAUGGACUUGGGAUACCAGAUGGGAGGGAGGUAGCCACUCCUCAUAAGUGAGUUUCCCACUGGAAAAUGUUAGAGAUGGGGAGAUAGGGGGCUCUCUAAGUGGGAGAAAAGAGCCAUGCAAGAUAUCUAGGGGGCUGUGAAGACCAGAAUCAAAGUCUGUGCUUUAUUUCAAAGGAAGUGGGAGUCACUCUGUACUUUGGAGAGACUACAUGCAAAAGGAGUCUGGUAAUUGGUGAAGAGAUCUUUGCAGGCAGCCGUGGCAGAGAGGAUACCUAAGGGGAGAGGGUGGGGGCCUAGUGGCCAGGAAUCUAGCAAAAGGAAAUCAUUUUUCUGCAUAAGGUAUUCUGCCAUUCAACAUGCACCAACCAACCCUUUACUGAGGGCUUUACCACCUGUGGCCAUGGAGGCUCCAGAGAUGAGUUAAUUCUGAUUUCUGCCCUCAAGGGAUUGACAGUCUAGCAGGAGAGAGCAGUAAACAGAGCAACUCUAGAGUUUUUAUCUCUGACAGAAAGGAAGCAUUGGCCCAUAGCAACUCUUCCAGGCCAGGUACUGUCUUUUCUUGCCUGGAUUCAUGUGACAACCUCCUCAUCCCUCUCUCUGCCUCUGCCCAGCUGGCCUUCUGGAAUAUUCUCCUCCUUGAAGCCAGUGUAAUUUUUCUAACAUGGAAAUUACACUGUUCACACCACUCCUCUGCACAAAGCCCUUCAAGGGCGAAGCCCAAACCACUGCCUCCCAAAAGCCCUACUUCUUCAGCCCCUGUUCAGUUUCCCACUUUCCUCACACUGGUCCCAGGCCCACCAAACCUGCAGCCAAGAAUGAACUUGUUUAAUCCACUGACGUGGCAUCCCCCGUCUCGACUACGGACCUUUGCACUUGCCGUUUCCACUUGCUGGAAUCUUGUCUUCCAGGCUCAUUUUACAGUGACUUCUUCUGGAAGCCCUCCCUAACCUCCCUAAGCCUCUCAGGAGGCUUCUCCCAGCUCCCGGGGACUUGGCCAGUUUCCUGCCACACAUGCAACUGCCUGCUGCUUCCUUGUCCCACCGCUGCACCUAGCAUGACACCUGGCUCAGUAAGCCAUAUUUGCAAAUCAACCCCUGUGCUAAAUUAGACUUUUUCAGGGUGCAGGAAGAGACUUGCCCAGGAUAUCUCUGGAGAUCAGGGUUUAUCAAAAGGAUCUUGGCGAUGCACAGGCAGCCAUUUCAGCAACUCAGAGCUCCCGAGGGCAGGUGAUUUAUCAAGAAAGCCUUUGCACUAAGGAGGAGUUUUGAGCAGAGUGUUAAAAGAUGAAUGGGUGUUUGCCAAGAGACCAAGGCAGGGAAAGGGAGAGUUGCAGACAUGCCUGAGCCAAGGGGCUGCUCACAGUUGUCACUUCUUUUGUUCAACAUCUACAGCCCCUGAUUAUCAGGAAAGGUUGGGAACCGUACAUCUCCUGACCUACAACCUCUCAGCCAGGUGGUAGGUUACCAUGAAAGCAAGUCCUUGACUCCCACCCAGAGGCAGAGUGGGUAUUUUAGCAAGCAGGCAUGGAACUAAUGCCACAACUUGCUUCAUCAGUAAGUUUGGCAAUGACGUCUCCAUUGCUUGCUCUUGUAGGUGCUUUAAUCCCAGUAGGUUCACUCGGAAGCACAUGCAACAGUACUCUGAAGGAAGACUCUCCCGACUGUAUCAACGGGCCCAGUGACCUAAUCCUCCACUCACUGGGAGGACCCCAGCCCCAUCUCCACAGCUAAAGCUAACACUCAGAGGUGUUCAGGAGCUGUCUGCCCCCACUUCUUACAGCUCAGGAUGCAAAGACAGAAGUGCCUGUAUAAACCUUUCUAAGCAACUUAUCUUAAAUCUCUCAUUUCACAGAUGAAAGAAAUAUUUUUAACUUCCACUUUGGUAACUACAGAACCUUUUGUGGCAGAUUUGGAUAAUGGCAUUUCCAGUGUUCGCUGCAGCUGCAGAGGCAGCUGUGGAACGUAGACUCCUGAUAAGUGUCCUUUACACGUAGCUCGUGGCUUCUUAGAUGACGGUUGACAUCACUUGACAUCACGCAGUCUGUAUCAAAAUAUCUAAAGUAAAUGUCAAACAAUAUGACGAGUGGGUAGGGACACUCCAGGCAAGGUGACAGCCAUCAGAAAAGCUCAUGAGUGAAUUUAUGUGUACCUUUUUCUUAGUUGGCAUGAGUUAAGCCCAUGUAAAUAGAUGCCUGGGAAUAUAAAUGUUAGUGAUUCUUUUACAUUAAGAGCUAUGUGAGUAAUUUGAUGUCUUUCUUCAUCUGUUCAAUGAAAAUAAUAAUGGUGUCUGCCACAUGGGAAUUUUCAGGGAGGACUAAGAGAGAAUAUAAGAGCUUAACAUGAUGUCUGGUACAUAUUAAAUGUCCAUCAAAUGUUAGCUGUGGUUCUUUUUAUUGUUGUUGUUGUUAAUAUGGGGCUACUAAUAGUUGUUUCCCCAGUGCCUAGCUGUGUACCUGGUUCAUAGUAGGCACAUGAUAAGUAGUUGCAGGAAUUCAUGCAUUUAGAAGUCUCCUGCUUUAUACCCAUUCAUUGAACAAAUAUUUAUUGGGCACCUGUAUGUGCUAAGUGCAGUGCUAGACCCUAGGAAUAAAAUAAUAAACAAGUCCACAUGACCUUCCCCUUAAAAGAGCUCACAGUCUACAAAGGUAAGCAGAUAGGUGAAUGGGCACCAAGGAGGGACCUGAAUUAUAUUCCAGGGGAGGGUCAGGCUGGGUCCCUGGAGAAGGUGAUGUCUAAGCUGAGUUCUAAGAGAUGAGCAGGAAUUGGCCAGAUGAGGGUGGUUAGAGUGUCCACAGGCCAAGGUAAGAACCUGUCUUGUUCUGUACAGUUUUGAAUAGGUAGUUUAGUUCAAGACAUCUCCUAGAGAUGCUUAUAGAUGCCUGGAGACUAUAGCUAAGUUUUAAAUUUUCUCAUAUGCUACUACACAAAUAUCAUUUAUGUUUUCUGUUUGUAAAAGAUGGGAAUGGAAGAAGAUAUUGCCACCAAGUCUGGAUAAUGGGAAAUGGAGAGAAUUUUCUUCUGUCUCUGUCUUUUUGGUCUUCUGGUUUUUGUUAAUGUGAUUUAUGCUAAAACCAGAAAUGUAGGCUUUUCUCCCUGAGUUUCUAAUGUUUAUUGAACGUAUUGAAGGCUACAAGUAAUGGCUUGUAGCCGGAAAGUAUCCAGCCAUGUAACCAUUCUUGUUACAUUAACAAUGGCUGGACACUUUCCAGACAGCCCUCAUAUGUCCUUUUUGCUUCUACCACGUUUUUCAAACAGCAGUCUUGAUGAGACUCCAUUGCACUGGAGCUCCAGGUUGUGUGUGGUGGUUGCAGGAAUGAGUGGUGGACAAAGGGUGAGAGAUUGAACAAAUCCUUCCAUGAUCUUCUGGCUCUUUUGCUGUAUUAUUCUUUGGAAUGGGGAUUAAAAUCACAUGAGGCAGUAUUUGCAGCAUAAUAGCAAGUCACUGGGGAAGCCACCAAUGGGGAGAAGCUGACCUUUGUCCAAGUGCUUCAGCUGUCCUAGGAUCAACUUUGACGUCCCUUUCACUGGGCUCAGGCUCCCAGUAUUAAAUUGUUGUUUAUUUCAGAAUUCCUUUCACUGGGCAUGGGCAUUUGAAGGCUGUGUCAACUCCCACCCAAACCCCUGCCUCAACAAGACCACACCUUCAACUCAGGUGUUACUAGCAAAAAAUCUAAGGACUUACAUGUUCACGUGCUCCAUUUAUGCAGAGAUUUACUUAACAAUGAUUUACUGAAUAUCUACUAUAAGCACAGUACUGUAAGAAAUGAGGGAAAGAGAAAGGAUGAUUUUAAUAAAUUUUUUUCGAUAGCUUACAGCAAGGUUUCUCAACCUCAGCACUAUUUACAUUUUGGACUGGAUAAUCCUUUGUUGAGAGGGACUAUCCUGUGUGUUGUAGGAUGGUGAGCUACCCAGGCUCCUCCCCCCAGUUUUGACUGUCAAAAAUACCUGCAGACAUUGCCAAGUGCUCCUGUGACAAAGGGUACAAAAUAGCACCCAAUUGAGAAUCACUAGCUUAUAAUCUUAGACAUCCUAAACACCAUCCUAGACAUACUAGACACAUCCUAGACAUCCUACACUUCCUAAUUUAAGGGCUCUUAAGGAAGAUGGCUUGAAUAUAAGAGUAGGAAAUGUUAAAUAACUUGCCCACAGUCCCAGUGGUAAUAAAUGUGGGAUUUGGAUUUGAAACCUAAGUCUUUCUUAUUCCACUACAUCUCCAGACUGCCAUACAACACUUGAUUCGAACCCCAAAGGAAUUUCAGACCUGGCUGGAGAGAUGUGAUGUCAGCCACAUAAGUUCCAGUGUGUUCUCUGGAGAAUAAGUGGGGAGAGUGCUCAGAAGAGAGAGGUAACAGUGGGCUAGGUAGUCAGGGAACACAUCCUGCAGAGAUUUGAACAUUCUUUGCAUAUUUGUGGGUCAGCAGUGUGAGUUUGUGCUGAGGGGAGGUAAGAUUUGAGCAGACAGCGUUGGGUAGCAGUUAAGAGCAAGCACUGGUUCCAAAUGGACUCCAUUUGAAUUCCAGCUCCUCUUCUUCUUAGUUUUGUGACCAUGAGCUAGUUAGGUAAUGUCGUGACCCAGUUUCAUUGCCUGUAAAUGGAUUGGUAAUAAUAGUACAUACUCUUAGAUUGUAAUGAGGAUUUAAUGAGCUAAUAUGCAAAGGACUAGAAUAGAACUCAGCAUCCCAUAAGUGCUCAAUAGUUGCUAUUCAGUACUUGAUUCUGUUGGACUUCAAAUAGAGUUUAGAAUCUAUACUGUAAAUAAUGGCAGCUUUUGAAUCAAGACCUGCAAAGAUGUUCCACAGGUACCAGAAUUCCCCUUCCUGUGUUCAUGGCAAGAUCACAAAUUUGGAUCAGAAAUCAAUCUCUGGUUCCAUGAACUGUUCUGUUCCUAGGAUACUAGUGUUAAAUGGCUCAGCCCCUCUGUGGGGGAAAGAGGCAUGGGCAUCUGUUCAAACAUUCAUUCACUCAUCCAUCCAUUCAAUCAACAUUUUACUGAAUACCUUUUUAAUUCUGGCCAGCAGGUUUCUAUUAACCACAUCUGGAUCACCAAUAAGUCACCACUCUACCCAUGUGUUAGCUGUACAUUUAUUGGCUAGAAUUGUCAUUGUUUAGUUUUAGGACCAUUCAAAGUUAUUUUUUGUGGGUUGCAUUAAAAUCCUGAGGUUUCUUCUCGUGCUUUGGUUGGUGCCACUGCUGGGCUUUGUAUUUAUGGAGAGCUGAUGGCCCUGGAUGUGGGUGGGGAAUCUUCUUCUGGGAAUUUCCGCUUUCUUCCUCUCUCCAGCGCUUUAUAGCUGCAUAAGGUUUAGAUCUGUUAGCAAACACUUGUAUAAUUAUGCCCCUCUCUGUUUAUAGAUUCAGGAUAAAUUGUCCUAAUGGGAAAAUAUCUGUCCUUCAGAGUAAUUUGGAUCAGGCUUUUUUUAUUUUUUGUGUGUGGUUUACUUGCCUUUCUAAAAAUCAUUUUGAUGUCUGUUUCACCCAUGAAUCAUCUAUUGUUGAUAUACAACAGCACUCAAUAAACCUCAUUAAAAAAUCUUGUCUUGAUCUAAAAGUAGUUGACAUUGAGAAAAUAUGUGACCCAUCCGUAUGCUUUCUCAUGGAUGCUAAAUUUUAAAAAAAUGUUGGAUUUUAAGACUCUGAGGGGACAUAUGAUAAGAGGCCCAUAGAAAUGACUGGCCAAAGCCGUGACCACCAACGUGCUGGAAGACCACAGUUUGGCUCAGCGUGUCCUAGGCAUCAGUCGUAGUGUGUUUGUAUUCAUUCAUUCUAGAGUCACAGGAGACCUGCUUUGCAAGGUUAGAUUAUAGAAGAAUAACUAAAUUUUUAGAACUGAUGAAAUAGGGAUGACUCUUGAUUGGAUUCUUCAGCUUUGUGGGAGAGAGCAAUGCACCCUCCCUAUCAGAAAGUGAACAGAGUCCUUCUCUUAUUCUGUUAUGCUGGGAAAGGACACUUUUGUUCCACAGGCAAUGUAAACCUGUGGAAGGUUUGGUUUUUAAUCAGUUUGGGCCCAUAAUUAUGCAUAAAUGCUUCUUUUUGCAAUGUUUCUUCCCUCCGAAUAGCUAGAAAUACUUAAUGAUAAGAGGCAGUGGGGUAAUGAUUAAGCACACCCUUUUGAGUCAGACUAAGUGGGUUAGAAUUGGGACUCCAACAUUUACUAGCUGUGUUACUUAAGCUCUUUGUGACUCAGUUAUUCAGUUCCUUGUGUUACAAUAAGGCUAAUAAUUAUUCCCACUUCACAAGGCUACUGUAAAAAAAAAAAAGAAAGAUGGAUAACAUACAUAAUGUACUUAGCAUAGUGCCCAACGUAAUUAUAGCAAGAGCUUAAUAAUUCAUAGCUAUUAUUAUCAUUAUCAUCAACUAAUAUUUAUGCCUACUAAACAAAAAACAAUGUAUCCUAUACAUAGAAACAAUAUAUAGAAGUGAAUCUAUGAAAUAUACUUAUCAUCUGUCUAUAUUGGGCACAUUCUUAGAGGUACCCACUCCAAUAAAAAAAGAAGGUCCAGUAUUUUAGGGGAAUGUUGCAUUCUCAUUGCACCUUGUUUAUGAGUUAGGAAACAUAAAGGUUCAGGAUCUCUACUCCCUGAACCUCUUAUUGGUGUAAUAACUGAAGAAUGCUGUAGUUCUAGAAGGAAAUGGAAGGAGUGCUCUACCCUCACUUCUGCCUAAUCAUGCAAGACCACCACUUAGGACGUAGUCUGACAGAUGGAGACAGCACAGUGAUGUCAAACAAGGCUAAGGUCCCAGUGAGUUAAGAUUAGGAUUAAGCAAGUCUUCAUAUCAGACCCAAAUUCUCAUGUUAUAUUUUGAGUCCCUUACCUCUUCUAGCCUCUGAAGAGAUGAAGAACAGCUGGUCAAUAUCCUCUUUAUAAUAACCCUUCAAGUAGGAAAAGAUUGUUAAGUUUGUCUUUAGGCACUUUUUCACUGUAGACUAAACAACUCCAAAUCCUCUAACCUUCCCUCAUAGGUUCUAUUUUCUGUUUCUUUAAUCAUUUAGGUUCUCCUUUGGAACCUUUCCAGUGUCUCCACAUCUUCCUUAAAGUAAGGGGCCUCAGCCUGGAGAUACCCCCUCAGCAGGAGUCUGUCUGCCGCCAAAUUCUUUCUUAUGGGGUAGGGAGAAGAGGAGGCACUUCCCUCUCGUGUCAGACUCCCACCAAUGUGAAUUCACCCCAGCACUGCGUUGCCCAUUUCUUAUCAGUACAACAUGCGGAUGGAUGCCUAUUAAAUGCACGAUCUGCUGUGAGCCUCACCUCUUUGUCAGUUUUUCUUGCAUCUAGACAUUAAGGCCUAUUUGUGCCUGUCAUUUUGAUCAUGACCCCUGAGGAUACUACUUUGUAAUCAGCCAUCAUGCUGAACUCUAAACUGUUCUUAAUGACCCGUUUCCUUAAUGUAUGGAAGCUACUUUGGAUUCUCUCAGCGUUAUCAGCAGUUCCCACUCAAAUUAAUGGUAUUUGUAGACUCUGCCUGUGCAUAUAGCAAUCUCAAGUAUUAUUUAAAACAGACCCAGGAUAAAAUCGUAGACCACAUUUUAAGUAUCCCUUUGUUUACUGAGCCAUUGAUCUCUUUUCCAGUCAGCAGUGAAACCUGGUUAGGGAAAAGCCGGACUAGAUCAUAUCUUUUGGCCUGCUGAUGAGAAUGACAUACGCAUGCAAACGCUUUCCUGAAAUUAAGGUAUUAUACAGAUGUGGUCAAACGUUUAAUUCCCAGUACAUACACAUCCUAAACUGAGCUUAGGCAACAAAGAUGGGGAAGGGGCAGAAUAUUUAUUUGCUUUAUAUUGAAAACCAUAGAUAUACUUUAAACAGCAUUAAUUUACACACUUAUGUGUAAAUUAAUUAUGUAUAUGUACCUGAUUGAAUACGUAUCAUCAAUUAUGUACCUGAUUGAAGGAGUGGAUAAUGUUAGAAUCUAAAACAUUAGGAAACUGUCAGUGGAAAAAGCACUCAGAAAGGAAGAAAAAGAGUAUUUCUGAAAUUAUUACAAAAUUAUUCAAUUUGAACCUAAUUCCCAGAAGACUUAUCAUAUACCCAGAUGCCACAUAAAAGGAUGCUAAUGAAUCUAUCAGGACUAUCACCCUUUGGCAGAAAAGCAGGAAGGGGGAAGGAGCUAUCGUGCAUUGAGACCUUUAUAAUAUUUGUAAGCCGGACACUUUCUAUUAGAGAGUUCUAAUACCUUGGCGUUUUCUAAAAUCAUCAGCUGAGUCUGCGGUGACACAGGAAUUGCAGUGUUUUGAGGACUGCUUGCAAAGCUUAUUCUCACUUGGGCACAUGCAGUGUUCUCCUAAAUUCCACAAGGUAUUGUUGGUUGCAGUACCCACAUCUCUUUCAGAUAAACUUUAUCUUGGGGUUUUGUUUCCUUUCAGUAGUUCCAAGGGAGGCAUGCCAUGGGUUGGCUGGCACUCCUGCCUGUUUCCGGGUUGGCUGUUGCACCGACCUGAAGGAAGCAAGUGGGGGUAAUUCCAGGACUGGGUAAUUAUGAUGAUUAUUUACUGUGUGCUCUUGGGCUGCUCUGGAGAGUGGGCAGAUUUCCAGCCUGGGCUUGACAUGGGUUGGCCUCUCCUGGGCUCUAAUUACCCAUUCAGUGGCAGUAAUGGUACUGGGAAUUGAAGCCUUCUUUUGCCUCCUCCACUAUAAUUAAUUGCUUCAAAUUCCACCAGACCUGUCCGUUGCAAAGCUCAUUGACUUUUAGGGGCUGCUAGAUGCCCACAAACGUAACUUGGAGACAGAGGGCUGCAGUGGGACCGGGGCAAGAGUCUGGUACAAACCCCAAGGAGGAGGGUGAGUGUGUGCCUGUCUGUGCAAGUCUGGGAGGGCGGCCCAGGGCUCUAGUGAGUAUGUUUGCGCUGAGAUUUGUGCCACUCAGCCUCAGGAGCUCUGUAUACCUCUAGCUCAGCUCCCUGGGAACACCACCUUGGAUGCCUUUCCAAGCCAGGUGAAAAUGUGUUCUGAGCAGAAGUUCCGCAGCGGUUUGAGGUUUGGCACCAUGAUGCUUUUUACUUUUCAACAAGUGUUAGGACUGGCAAAAUGGAAUAACAUACAACUGAAGUUUCUGAAAAGCACUGAAACGUGGGGUGACUCCCCCUCCCUCUGCCAGCCCCCUCUCCUGCUUUAAGAAAAGCAAACACUCUUUUCCUGUCUUAUUUGUAUUCCCAUUAAUUUAAGACAGGAAGCCUCAGUGGGUGUGAUGUAAACAAUCGAGCCUCGUGGGUCAGGCUUCCUCAUCAGUUUGCAGCUGGAGAGAUGGCUGCAAGGCCCAGGCCCCUUCCGGCCUCUGGGGGACGACUUGCUGACUGAACCCCGCUGAAGGUGGGAGGGGCGGGAGAAGGUGUAGAGGAAAUGCUUAAGUUGUGCAGUCACCAGCGACCGUAAUGCAGCGGUGGUACACUCGGUUGCUCCAGCAGAAAGACUCUGACUGUAGAUUUCUGGAAAGUUCCCUGAUUGUAACUGGGUGCUCCCCCUACCCUCCUCAAGAACCCACGCUGCUGCUAAUUAGGUUACGAAGUGAAUUGAUGCCGGGGGUGGAGCUCCUCGCGGAGGGGGAACUUUUAAGCCGGGCGUGGGUACUGGGCUUGGCGGGGCGUUUUCCCCUCGCGCCCGCUCGACCGCAGGAGGCUCCGGAGCCCUCGGUGUAAACAAAGGUGUCCGAAUAAUGCGAAGCCCCGAACCCCCUGAAGUCCUCCCCUGGGCGGUUUCCUUUUCCCGGCGAGGGGAGUGACCGGGGAAGGGAUUCUGGAAUGCCGUGGAGUUUUGACAAGUGAGCAGGGAGUGACGAGCCGAGCUGGGAUUACAUUACAGUCUUUUCAUAACCUCCUCGGCCGGGGCUGGGAGGCAGGCGGGUCCUCCCCAGACCUGUAGCCGGCGGAGCCGAGCCUCCUCCGGGAAGCCCUGCGGGAGCGGCGCGCGGCAGGCGGCCCGUCCCGGUCCCGGUCCCGGCCGGCAGGUGGUCAGGCCCCGGCUCGCCCGGGCGGCUUAAACCCCGCCGAGCGGAUUACCCGGGCCAGCUGCUCCCCGCGAGACCACGAGAGCCAGCGAGCGGAGAAGUGGGGUCGGGAGGAGCCCUCGGAAGGUGACUUCAAAACUGGAGUUACCUGGCUGAGCAGUGCUGGAAUGGCGGCUUUAUCUACCUGAUCAUGCUGCGUCGCUUUAAGCACAAAGCCCAUUCUACUUAUAAUGGCAACAGUAGCAACAGCUCUGAACCAGGAGAGACACCUACCUUGGAACCGAGUGACCAAACUGGGAAAAAGGGGAAAAGAACGAGAAAAUUCGCGGUCAUUUCCAGGCCUCCUACCAACAAGGCCCCUGAAGAAUCCAAGGGCAACGCUGGCUGUGAGUUUGCCAGUGACCCCAGCGCUGAGCUGGAGAACGGCCCAGACCCUGAGCUUGGAAAUGGGCAUGCCUUUCAGCUAGAAAAUGGACCCCAUCUAGAGAGGUCAGAAGUGGCCAGAGGGACAGAGCAUGGAACUCCAAAGACAGAUGCUCCUCUGACCACAAGCAAUGACAAACGCCGCUUCUCAAAAGGUGGGAAGACGGACUUCCAGUCAAGUGACUGCCUGGCACGGGAGGAAGUUGGCCGGAUAUGGAAGAUGGAGCUGCUCAAAGAAUCGGAUGGGCUGGGAAUUCAGGUUAGUGGAGGCCGAGGAUCAAAGCGCUCACCUCACGCUAUCGUUGUCACUCAAGUGAAGGAAGGAGGUGCCGCUCACAGGGAUGGCAGAUUGUCCUUAGGAGAUGAGCUGCUGGUGAUCAAUGGUCACUUACUGGUCGGGCUCUCCCACGAGGAAGCUGUGGCCAUUCUGCGCUCAGCUACUGGGAUGGUGCAGCUGGUGGUGGCCAGCAAGGAAACCUCUGCAGAGGACCUCCUCAGGUUAACAUCUAAGAGUUUGCCUGAGCUGACCAGCUCCAUAGAGGACGUGUCCUCUUGGACCGACAACGAGGACCAGGAGCCAGACGGAGAAGAGGACGUAGGAAGCGGCCCGUCUUCCCUCCGGGGGGCGAUGCCUGGGACAGAUGAGCCCCAAGAUUUGCAUGGCACCGACGACUCCAAGGGGAACGUGGAAAGUCCCAAACAGGGCAGCAGUAAAACAAAGCUCAAGAGCCGUCUCUCGGGGGGUGUACACCGACUAGAGUCUGUCGAAGAAUAUAAUGAGCUGAUGGUGCGGAAUGGGGACCCCCGUGCCCGGAUGCUGGAGGUCUCCCGAGACGGCCGGAAGCACUCGCUGCCCCAGCUGCUGGACUCCUCUAGAACAUCACAGGAAUACCACAUAGUGAAGAAGUCUACCCGCUCCUUAAGCACUACUCAGGUGGAAUCUCCCUGGAGACUCAUCCGGCCAUCCGUUAUCUCUAUCAUCGGGCUGUACAAAGAAAAAGGCAAGGGCCUUGGCUUUAGCAUUGCUGGAGGUCGAGACUGCAUUCGGGGACAGAUGGGGAUUUUUGUCAAGACCAUUUUCCCAAACGGAUCAGCUGCAGAGGAUGGAAGACUUAAAGAAGGGGAUGAAAUCCUAGAUGUGAAUGGAAUACCAAUAAAGGGCUUGACGUUUCAAGAAGCCAUUCAUACCUUUAAGCAAAUCCGGAGCGGAUUAUUUGUCUUAACGGUACGCACAAAGUUGCUGAGCCCGAGCCUCACGCCCUGCUCGACUCCCACACACAUGAGCAGAUCCGCCUCCCCGAACUUCAACACCGGCAGGGGCCCCUCAUCGGGUGGCUCUGACGAAGGCAGUUCUUCAUCCCUGGGUCGGAAGGCCCCUGGGCCCAAGGACAGGAUCGUCAUGGAAGUAACUCUCAACAAAGAGCCAAGAGUUGGAUUGGGCAUUGGUGCCUGCUGCUUGGCCCUAGAAAACAGUCCUCCAGGCAUCUACAUUCACAGCCUGGCCCCGGGAUCCGUGGCCAAGAUGGAGAGCAACCUGAGCCGCGGAGAUCAAAUCCUAGAAGUGAACUCCGUCAACGUUCGCCACGCUGCUUUAAGCAAAGUCCACGCCAUCUUGAGCAAAUGCCCCCCAGGACCUGUUCGCCUUGUCAUCGGCCGGCACCCUAAUCCGAAGGUUUCCGAACAGGAAAUGGAUGAAGUGAUAGCACGCAGCACUUACCAGGAGAGCAAAGAGGCCAAUUCCUCUCCUGGCUUAGGUACCUCCUUGAAGAGUCCCUCUCUUGCAAAAAAGGACUCCCUUAUCUCUGAAUCUGAACUCUCCCAGUACUUUGCCCACGACGUCCCCGGCCCCUUGUCAGACUUUGUGGUGGCCGGCUCUGAGGACGAGGAUCACCCGGGAAGUGGCUGCAGCACGUCGGAGGAUGGCAGCCUGCCCCCCGGCCCCCCCACUCACAAGGAGGCGGGAAAACCCAGGGCCAACAGUCUCGUGUGUCUGGGAAGCCCAAGGGCCUCUGGGCUCUUCCACAAGCAGGUGACGGUCGCCAGACAAGCCAGUCUCCCCGGAAGCCCCCAGGUCCUCCGAAACCCUCUCCUCCGCCAGAGGAGGGUGGGCUGCUACGAUGCCAACGAUGCCAGUGACGAGGAAGAGUUUGACGGAGAAGGAGACUGCAUUUCACUCCCGGGGGCCCUCCCGGGUGCCAGCAGGCCUCUGUCAGAGGAUGACUCUAGGCACCUCUUGACGACCUCUUCCAAGGUCAUGGGUGUCCACAACCAAGAGGAGCAACCUCGGAAAACGCUGGUCAGCAAGGCCUGCUCAGCGCCUCUCAUCGGCAGCUCCGUGGACCUGGAGGAGAGUGCCCCAGAGGGUACGGCGGACACUCCUUCCCACACCGCCAAGCCCAUGGACUCUGCAGAGGCCCCCAAGGCGGGCGCCGGGGGCCUGUGGAAGAAGGAACUGUCAGGGUCGAGUAGUUUGCCCAGAUUGGAAUACAAAGCCCAUGCAGGCACCCAGAGUCCCAUGAGCACAGAGAGCCCCAGUUCCCCCCAGCAGAAGAGUGAAGGCCUGGCGUCCAGGCACAGACCAGUGGCCAGGGUCAGCCCCCACUGCAAGAGACCCGAGGCCGAGGCCAGGCCCAGCGGCUCAGGGACAGUCAGCCUGACCAGCAGAGCCAAGGAUCCAUGCAAUCUGGACUUGAAAAUCCAGGCCACGUCCAUCAAAGUGACCGUCCCUGGGUUUCAGCCAGGUGGAACCAUGGAGAAGGAAUCCCUGGGAAAGCCGACCACUGCAGAUGCUCGUGCCCCAACCAACAGUGGGCCAGCCAGUGCUCUGUCCCACCCGGACACCGGACACCUCACAGAGAACCUGCCCAAAGCUACACCAGAGAAGGGGCAACAACUCAUGACUGGACUGGACAGCACCCCAGACCUCGUCCCUCCCCCGGGGAAGAAGGGGGCCACACACCCUGACCCCAGCAAGACGUCAGCAGGUGCAGAGCAAGUCGGCCAGCCUGUGUCACCCGGGGGCUCCAGCCCCCAGAGUAGAUCGCCAGUCAGAAUGGCCCGAGAGGGCAGCACGUCCCCAGGGGAGAAGGCAGCGGCCCCUCCUGACUGCAGCAAGGCUGCUCCAGAAGACAGCUUGCCCCACAGCACCAGGAGCGCGGCCACUCUCAGGGGACCGGGACCCGGGGCAGAGGGAGUGACACCAGCUAGUACCAUCCUGUCACGAGACCUCCUCACAUCCCAGGAAAAGAGACAGGGAGCUCCCAGUAACCACAGCGAGGCUUUGGAAACGACAGGAAUCCGUGCACCCGGAAACUCCCGGGAGUCUGCUCUGCUGGAGGGAACAGAUUCUGUGCCCACAAGGACACCGCAGGCCAGCCUCUCCCUGCCCAGAUCCGCUGACACGGCCAAAGGAGCGUGUGGCAGUGCCUCGGGGCACUGCUGCCCAGGGGGGAGUGGAGAGAGCCCUGUGACGGACAUCGACAAACUCAUCAGGGAUCUGGAUGCUUCUGAGGCAAGUUCUGCGUCUCCCCAGAAAGGACAGCGUGGGAGUCCGGAGGGCAGUUCUCAGGGCCACCCGCCAGCUGGAGCUGGAGGCGGGAGCUUCCGCCAGGCCGAGCCCAUCGCGGUCACGGGGGGCCAGGCGCCCUCCCCGAGGAGGGCCCGGGCUGCGGGUCCCCUCCCUCAAGCACAGUGGGCCUCCCAGGCUUCAGUUUUGGAUUCAAUUAAUCCUGACAAACAUUUUACUGUGAACAAAAACUUUCUGAGCAACUACUCUAGAAAUUUUAGCAGUUUUCAUGAGGACAGCACCUCCCUCUCGGGCCUGGGCGACAGCACAGAGCCAUCCCUCUCUUCCAUGUACGGGGACGCUGAGGACUCGUCUUCUGACCCCGAGUCGCUCACUGAAGCCCCGCGACCUUCCGCCAGGGACAGCUGGUCACCUCCUCCCUCCCAUGGCUCUUCUCACAAGCAAGAGGCUCCGGAGUCCGAGGAGGAGCAAAUUGAAAUCUGUUCCACGAAUGGCUGUCCCGAUCGGCCCUCGAGUCCUGCUCCUCCUCCCGCCCAGGCCGCCCCCUGCCCCGCCUCGGCCAGGGUUCUGCCCCUGAAACACAGCGCCCUGCGAGAGCCGGGGCAGCGUCCGCGUGAGAGAGCCACCGUCUUGCCAGGAGCCUCUUGUGCUUCGAUCCCGGACUCUUCCCCGCCGUUUUCACUCUUGGACACAAGCUCUCAGGAGCACAAAACUCACGCGGACACGAACACUUCCCAGAAUCACAGGCCACAGGCCUUAUGUGCAGGGGAAACAGUGGAAGUCACCAGCACUAGCUUGGCCAUGGAAAACAGUCCACCUUCUAACGUCACCAGACGUCUCUGCAAGCCCCCGGUCACUCUCAGCUGCCCCGGCAUGGUGAAUGGCUUGGAACAUGACUCGCUGGGUGACGAAACCCCACGUGAACGUGAAACACAUGCUCAUGCAACUGAGCAUCCGUCCCCCUCGGGUGUGGAUGUCCCGAAGAUCGGAGAGUCUGUUCUGACAAACCUACACAUCUCUGAAAGCCAAGACCUGGACGACUUGCUUCAGAAGCCAAAAGUGAUUGCCAAGAGGCCCAUCAUGGCCUGGUUUAAAGAAACAAAUAAAAAUCCGCAGGGUGUGCACGUGCAGGGCAAGGCUGAGAAGGAGCAGUCCACGACGCCGGCCAGGAGUCCCGACUCCAAAAAUCAGCUGUGGAGCUCAAGCCACACGAAGGGGGUCACUGUGGUGCACGGCUCCCCGCAGCCGAAAACGAACCUGGAAAAUAAAGACCCAUGUAAGAAAAGUCCGGUGGAAACCCUGCUGAGUAGCUGUCCGAAACCCAAGUGCGGCCCUAAGCUGAAGAGGCUGAGCAUCAAGGGCAAAGGCAGAGUCAGCGCCGAGGCCCCCGCCACCAACACCGCGAAGGCUGGGGGACUGGACCCCAGGAAGCCCCUCACGUCACCCCAGGCCUCCCACAAAAUGCUCUCCAAGGGAGCGUCACAGCAGUUCCACCUGGCUGCCCACGAGGAACCCCACACAAACGCCGCAGCCAGCCCCAGGUCUCCCCAGUGCGCGCCGGAGAGCAAGCCGCCCCUCGCUGCCGCUGGGUCGCUGAAGCCCUCGGCGUCAGACACGAGCAUCAGGACGUUCAUUUCACCCCUGACCUCCCCCAAGACCCUUCCCGAGCAGGAUGCAUGCAGCAGGGCCCACACGGCUGUCCACUCAGAGCCUGACAGAGGCUGCCCAACUGCCCCCAGAUCUCCCAAGUGUGGACCAGAGGGCAGGGCGCCCCGUGCCGACUCGGAGCUGGGGAGCCCCGCGGCACCCAGGAGCAGCGUGUCCACGGCAGGCAGCAGGCAGGGCGAGCAGCGCCCACCCAGCCACGCAGCGUCGGCAUCAGACGCGGCCCAGCCCAGGCUGACUGGCGAGAAGGGAGGCAACACAACUGCUGGCGAUGCCCUAGAAAGAACAAACCAGCUGAAAAUAGUUGAGAUUGCUUCUGAAAGCGUGCCGAAGAAUGCGUGUGGUGACAAGCCGGCUCAGUGUGACAGGCAGGGGGGGUCCUCGGCCCAGUGCCACUGCCAGGAGAAGAGCGAAAUCAGACUCUGUCAGCAAUUGGUAGAAUCGUCCCCAAAUCAUCCGUCCUUACUCACCUCUCAUGCCCCCCAAGGAGAGCAAGAAAUGCAACGAUCGUUCAGCAUGGCGAAACUGGCUUCCUCCUCCUCCCCGCAGCUGCCUGCUAAAAAGGCAGAUUCCUCCCAGGGGAAAUCCAGCCAGUUGUCAGACUCCCUAGGAGUGCCCAAGAAUGGCGGAGCAGCGGGCCCCGGCGGGGAGGACCAUCCGUACUUCACACCAAGGCCAGCAACCAGGACCUACUCCAUGCCAGCCCAGUUCUUAAGCCACUUUGGACGGGAGGGUCAUUCUCCACAUAGCCCGGGUCGCUCUCCUCGGGACAGUCAGGCCCCUGUGACAGGCGGCAUUCUCCCCGAGGCAAAGGCAUGCAAAGGUGGCAUCCUGGGCCUGGUUAACGGACAGGGUGUAUAUAGUGUCAAGCCUCUGCAGGAAACCUCGAGGAACCUUCCGGCCACAGAUGAAGCGGAUGUCAUUUCAGUCCAAGGGACGAGCUGCCUAGUCACAGACAAAAUCAAGGUCACCAGAAGACAUUACUGCUAUGAACAAAACUGGCCCCACGAAUCUACCUCAUUUUUCUCUGUGAAGCAGCGGAUCAAGUCUUUUGAGAACCUGGCCCACUCUGACCGGCCUGCAGCCAAGUCCGUGGCGUCCCCUUUUCUGUCGGUGAGCUCCAAGCCUCCCAUUGGGAGACGGUCUUCGGGCAGCGUCACUUCUGGGAGCCUCAGCCACGCGGUGGACGCAGCAGCGAGGUCGCUGAGACGCAGCCUGAGUUCCUGCAGCGAAAGCCAAAGUGAAACCAGCGCCCUUCUCCCCCAGAUGGCCAAGUCCCCGUCCAGCAUGACGCUGACCGUCUCCCGACAGAAUCCGCCAGAGACCAGUAACAAGGGCCCUGGUUCCGACCAAAAGAAUUCCCUGGGUCCUUCAGGAAUUGCCACCCCAGCGGCGACCGCAGCCUCUCCCAACAAGAGGAACAAGCCCUCGGCGCGCCAUGCCCAGCCCUCGCCUGUGUCCCGCUCCAGGCUGCAGGAACUGAGAGCCUUGAGCAUGCCGGACCUCGACAAGCUCUGCAGCGAGGACUACUCUGCAGGGCCCAGCGCCAUGCUCUUCAAAACCGAGCUGGAGAUCGUCCCUAAGAGGGCGCCCGGCUCCCUGGCUGGAGGCCUGUCGUGUCCCGAGAAGGGCGGGAAUAGAGCCUGUCCAGGAGGAAGUGGCCCUAAGACGAAUGAGCCUGGGACACCCAGUCCAGCUGGUGAUACGGGUAAAACCGCCCAGGAUCUGCCUUUCGGAAAAAGCUGGUCAGUUAAUUUGGAUCAACUUCUAGUCUCGGCAGGGGAACAGCAAAGAUUACAGUCUGUUUUAUCAUCGGUGGGAUCAAAAUCUACUGUCCUAACUCUCAUUCAGGAAGCGAAAGCACAAUCAGAGAAUAAAGAAGAUGUUUGCUUCAUAGCGUUGACUAGAAAAGAAGGCUCGGUUCUGGGAUUCAGUGUGGCAGGAGGGGCAGACGUGGAGCCCAAAUCAGUCAUGGUCCACAGGGUGUUUUCUCAGGGGGCGGCUUCUCAGGAAGGGACCAUGAGCCGAGGGGAUUUCCUUCUGUCAGUCAAUGGCACCUCAUUGGCUGGUUUAGCCCACGGGGAUGUCCAGAAGGUUCUGCACCAGGCACAACUCCACAAAGAUGCCCUCGUGGUCAUCAGGAAAAGGACUGAUCAGCCCAGGCCCUCCGCCAGGCAGGAGCCUCCCACGGCCAAUGGGAAGAGCUCACUGUCCAGAAAGAUCAUCCCCCUGGAGCCUGCCAUUGGGAGAAGCGUGGCUGUACACGAUGCUCUGUGCGUUGAAGUGCUGAAGACCUCAGCUGGGCUGGGACUGAGUCUGGACGGAGGAAAAUCGUCUGUGUCUGGCGACGGGCCCCUGGUCAUUAAAAGAGUGUACAAAGGUGGUGCAGCUGAACAAGCUGGAAUAAUAGAAGCUGGAGAUGAAAUUCUUGCUAUUAAUGGGAAACCCUUGGUUGGGCUCAUGCACUUCGAUGCCUGGAAUAUUAUGAAGUCUGUUCCAGAAGGACCUGUGCAGUUAGUAAUUAGAAAGCAUAGGAAUUCUUCAUGAAUUUUAACAAGAAUCUCCUUUUAUCAUCAGUUCCCUGCUUUCUUCAGCAAAUCAGAAUGAAUUCUUUACACAGUGAGUUCUUGAAACAAACAUUGGUAUAGACAAGGACUAUAAAAAUCUCCAAGUUUACACUUACACAUGUAGCCUGACCUAUCGUAUGUGCAACAGCAAUGAAGUUGAACUCUGGAAGCCUCCUGCCUGCAUCACUCGGGCCAGGAGGAGUUCCUUUCGUUCCAGUGCCUGUCCCCCACCUUUUAUGUUUGCCGAUGGGGAUACAUGAUGUGACAUGCCCUUCUUCAUUUGAAAUAUUUAGCUAGACCUUUGCAUCCCUCUUGCCAGCUCUCCAAACUAUUCCUAAUCCUGGUGAUUAGGGAACUAACAAAGUCUGAGGGUAACACUAAUGUUACAGCUAAAAGGACUAUAGUUUUAUAUAAUUUUAUAAGUAUAUGACAGUGCUUUUAGGCACAUUCAAUAAAAGGAGGAGCUGUAGGUCUAUAUAUGUUACCCUGAAAAUAGAAUGAGAUUUAAAAUGAAUUAUGACCUAAUUGUUAGGCUAAGCUCAGGAAUUAUCUGAAAAUGAAAAAGCAAAAUACAGAAAGUAAUAUUUUUUGAGUGUAAUGUAUACAGAGUUCAACUCAAUGGGUUAUUGAUCACCAUGAUGCGUUGAUCAUUUCCUAUCUAUAAAAGUAUAAGUCAUAAGGCUGUUUUACGGAAUAGCACUUCUGAUAAACUGUACUAAAUAGCCGUGAGCUUUGCUGCUUACGAGGAGCAGAAAGUUCCAGAUCUGAAAGCACCUUACAUCUAGUUUUCAAAAGUGCUUGACUUCAAGACUAAUCACCACAAGAACAGGCAAAAAUAGCAGUCAUUGGAUUUCCAUUCUAUAUAUUAUGCACUCCAACCAUUAAAUUUUCAGAAAUCAAGUAUCUUUUUAAUUGUCCUUGUAUUUAUAAACGUAGGCAUUAUAUUUACAAUCCAAAUAGAGGAGCUUAAAAAAUAAUCCUUUUAGGGGACUUUGGUUUUUUCCUCUUUCCCAACAUGUUUAAGAAAUCUAAGCAUUGGAGAGCUUUUCUUGACCUGGUGUAAUGACAUAACUGCACUGACUGGAGUUUUUGCUGUUCUUGUUUUGCAAAUUCUUGCUUUUGCCAAAAAUGUUUUCCUGCAGAAGACUGUUGUGAGUCAUGCUGCUAGUGAAGCUCACCCUGGCUGCUGCUCCUUUCGAAGCGCGAUCUGCAUAGUAGCCAUUCUGUUCACUAUCACAAGGUGAACGAGGCUUUUCUUCCCUCGUACUGUACCUUAUAAAUCCCAACCCUCACCAGCUUUAUCAAAAUGUCAGGAGGAGGAAGAAGAAAACAGGGUGAGUGACUGUCGAGGUAAAGGAGCAGAACUAUGUAGUUACAACCGAAAUUUUCAGGUAGCACAGACCAACUUGCUGAGUCCUGGGAAUACGGGUGGAGAUUGCAUUUGUCAUACCUGCACACAUGAUUACACUAAGAUUUUAUGUUGGAGAUAUUUCUUUAAACCCACAGCUUGGGUCUAUGGCUGUGACCCCCAGAUCAUGCAGGUGCUUGAACCGUCACCCUUCUACAUCAUUUUCUGAGUGACCAAUCCCACUAAGCAUCUGUGGAGUCAGCCUAGAGAGAUCCCUCAGAUGGGACUGAAAUAUCUGGCUUGUCUGAGCCGAGAUUUCUCAUUUUUCAACAGGUUAUACAAAGGAGAAUGUAGUACAGCAGUUAGCUAGAAAGGUCUGAUUUAGCUUCUACUUUUCACUACAAUUACAGGUAGGAUACUAUAGGAAGUCAGUGCAAGGUGCAUGCUAGCUUGUUUUUUUAAGUCUCUACGGUCAGUUUCAUGGUUUAUGCUUUCUUGCCUAAAUGACAAGAGACUAUUUGAAGUCAACACUGAAAACCAUUUUUUGCCUCCACUCUUAUAGCUAUGCCUACUAAUAAGAAAUGCCCAGUUCUGUGUGAGCAGACAGGAAUUUCCAGAUCAAUGUGGAGCAAUGGAAUAAAUGGUCUCCUUCUGAGAGCCCUUGAUCCUCUUAUAAAGGGAGUAUAAGGGUAGACCUCUGGCUUACUAUACCUGUUAAAGUCAUCUGCCAUUUCUACUAGAUCUUGCCAGAAGGGUUCCCUGGCCACCAGUUGGAAUUUAAGGGGAAGAAGCAAAAGCUAAACUAUCUUUGACCCUGAGAUAGAAUGCUAUUUAUUUGUCUUCAGUGUUCAAGGCAUGACUAGUAUUUCUAAUUAAUCUAAUAAAUUCCCACACUUCCUGAAGUGAACACUAAUGGUAUUGUCCUACUAAAACUGUCAUUAUUGUUCUUUUUUUUUUUUUGUAAACUGGUCACUCAUUCACAAUAAGCUAUGGGGGUAAAUAUGUGUUCUAACAUGUAAAUCAUAGUUGCAAGAAUAUACCGUGAAGAUUGAAGUAGGCUGGGUUUCAUUUCCAUCCUCUCCCUCACAUCUCAUUGAAUUUGACGGUUGAUUCAGUUGGCACCACACCUGUUGUAUGAUAUUAUACAUUAUCCUUUAUUUAUGUAAAAUAAAAUGCCUUAUAUAUUAAAGAGUAAGUGCAAUAAUAAAAUAGCCUGUACAUUUUAAAAAAUGUCGCCAAGUUAUGUAAAUCCACAUCUCUGUAAACAACCUUUUUUAAGUAAUUUUAAAAAAAUAAACACUCUGCUUACUACUU